GGAUUCGUUAGAUUUUCUGCCGUCAAGAUGUAGCAGCUGUCAGCAACAACGAAGAUAAAGUAACGUUAAACCAAUAACCGGACGAUAACGUUUGAUAUGUAGUCAGGAGAUAAAUGGUUUUAGAUGAUAAUAAAUAAAUAAGUAAGUAUGUAAUACAUCUAAAUCAGAAGACUUACACAAAGAAGGACAUGUGUCAGCUAUUGUUGAUUCACCUUAUCUGACCUGUGAAAGAUGAGUGAAGAGAUGGAUUCUCAAGGAAGUGUGACAGCUGAUGUCGAGCCAGAGGUUGUGAAGAAUGAUGUUCCCAAAGCAAACUUAACAGAUAGAAAAGCUGACAUGUUCCUCGGAGCUAAAAAACAUGACACGACAAAAGACCGUGCGCUAAUGGAAAAUACACAAGAUGUUGCAGCGUCUCAGGAGUCGAUGGACUGUGAGUCUGUAGGUGGGCUGGAUGAGUUUGUCCUUGCAGGCAGCAAAAGUAACACUGCUCAAACACACUGUUCAAAUGGACAGAAAUCAAAGAGGUCUAGUUCACCUGGUCCUCACCCUGUUAAAACAACCUGUGUUGCUGCACACUCUUCAAAUCCAAAGCUCAUCCUCUGUCUUAGCAACAGUCCAAGGAAGGGUGUAAGUACACCCAGUGAUGUGGAGAUGCUCAGUCCAGACAGCCCCGUUUCUAAAACCAUGCUUGUCAACAACUCUGAAGACAAGGAUCAUGAUGACAGUGCAUGCGCAGAGGACUCUGGCUUUGCAAAGCCUCAGGUAGUAGAAUCUACGCAGUCUGUCAAAGACAGGGUCCAUUUGGUUGCCAUGGGAACUGAGGAUGCUCAGAUGGCAGAGUACAGUGGCUCAUCUGAUAUGAGCCAGGACUUAAUUGGAUGCCAGUCAGGUGCAAUUUUUGAAAGUGUUUCGUUCGCAUUGCACAACAUGGACAGAAGAUGGCUGGGGACACCAAUAGAUGAGCUGAAUAGAAUGCCUCAGUGUGCUCCCCCUUUGUCUUACCUGAAAGCAGUGCCUAACCACACUGUCACUGUCAGGACAGAUCUCCUCAGAGAGGAUGUUGUCCCUGUCUCGUACCCUACAAAGUUCAAAGACGCGUGGGACGAUGUGUCUGUGAAGAUGCCGUGCUCUGAGAAAAAUCUGUUUCCUAUGGAGACUGAGGAUGGAGGUGGUGUCCAAAGUCGGUGGGAGCUGAUCCGCACUGCCUUGAAGGGAGGAUUCAAGAGUUCUCUGGAUGUGAGGGAUGCGAUACUGAGAUACAACACAGCUCAUGCAAAGAAAUGGGACUUCACUGCCCUGAACCUUCUUUGCACAGAGUGUCUUGAGCACUGUGAGGCACAACACCUGUUUGAGGUCGUACUACCAGCUAUGGUUGAGGUAGCACUCAGUGCUCCUUCCAUCUGCACAAUGCCAAUUCCCCUACUGAAGUCAAAGAUGAACCACUCCCUGACUCUGUCUCAGGAGCAAAUUGCCUGCCUUUUGGCCAAUGCCUUCUUCUGCACAUUCCCUCGACGCAACUCCCGCAAGUCAGAGUACUGCAAUUAUCCUGAGAUCAACUUUUACAGAUUAUUUGAAGGUUCUUCACCAAGAAAAAUUGAGAAAUUGAAAACCCUGCUGUGUUACUUCAGGAGAGUUACACAGAGCAAGCCCAAAGGUCUUGUUACAUUCACAAGACAAAUGCUGAACAAUUCUCCAAACUGGGAAAGUUCCCAGACUCUGCUGACACGCCUGCAUAUCACUUGUGAGGGGACAAUAGAGGAUGAUGGGUACGGGAUGCUGCAGGUGGAUUUUGCAAACAGGUUUGUAGGUGGAGGAGUUACAGGACACGGACUUGUCCAGGAAGAGAUCAGGUUCCUCAUCAACCCUGAGCUCAUCGUCUCUCGCCUCUUUACUGAAGCUCUGGAAUCCAAUGAAUGCCUCAUCGUCACAGGCACUGAACAGUACAGUAAAUAUUCUGGCUAUGCUGAGAGUUACAAAUGGAAGGACAGCCACAAGGAUGAGACUCCCAGGGAUGACUGGCAGAGACGAUGUACAGAGAUCGUGGCCAUUGAUGCUCUUAGAUUCAGGCACUUCCUAGAGCAGUUUCUCCCUGAGAAGAUUGUCAGGGAACUCAACAAGGCAUACUGUGGAUUUUUCCGAAGUAACAUCAACAGCAAGCACCUCUCUGCAGUGGCCACAGGCAACUGGGGCUGUGGAGCUUUUGGUGGAGACACACGGCUCAAAGCCUUGAUUCAGCUGAUGGCUGCAGCAGAGGCUGGAAGGGAUGUGGCAUACUUCACGUUUGGAGAUGCUCAGCUCAUGAGAGAUGUUCAUGAAAUACACACUUUCCUUACCAAAAGACAAGUCACCGUCGGGUGGCUAUACAACCUUUUGAACCAGUACUCCAGUUUGGUGUGUAAGAAUUGCCGUACGACUCGACCUGACGUCAGUCUGUACAGUUUCAUCUAUGAGAAAGUCUCUUCCCAUUCGACGACUGAUGCCCCAGACUCUGCCAAGGAUUCUGGCAUGUCCCCUGUGACAUCGGACUCUCAUUAACUCGGGGAGAGCUGCAACUUAACCACCCUCCCCAUCUCAACAUGUAAAAGAGACUCCAGGUUCAGAAAUCUCAAUGUGCUCUCAACACUCAACACUUGUGCUUGCAGUCAUUUUUUGGGUUUAAUCUCUCCCACAUACACACUCCCUUUAAGUUUGUGAUCCCAACACACAAACUACCAAAACACAGUUUUGCCUUUCUCUUUGGUGGUAUUAUAGGAGCCUUGUAGUAUGUCACCUAAUGUGGUGAAAUGUUUCAGAGACUUAUAGCAAUAGUAAAUCCUGGUUGCUGUUAGCCCUUUCUUUAGUCUAAAUGUGAUGUGGAGUUCUUCUGUUUUUACACACUUAUUACAAAUAUGGCCAAAUAUUCAUCAUAUGCAUGGUUGUGGACACAUUUCAUUAUUGAUAAUCCAGGACAUGUUAAUCCCUAUUUAUAUUGUCCCGUAUUGUGUUUUUUUGGAUGAGUUCUCUGUUUUCCAUAUCCAGGCUGUGGUGAGGUUCAUGAAUGCAGAGAGAUGAUGAGAUGCCAUACUGUAGUCUAUGCAUGGGUAACAUUUAUUUAUCAUAUAUUCUACAAAUAUAUGCUGCUCUUUUAUAUCCACUAGGAUGUCGACACUCAACUCACAUAUUGUCCUUAUUUUAAUAUGAUCCAAACUAUCAACAAAAUGGCCACUGCUAUGAGCGAGACAGAUAGGAAUUUAUGGUCGUUUUCAUCUUAGAUCAGUGAUUCUAUACUGAGUAAUAUAAUCAUUUUCAAAUAUAUUCAGUAUUAAGCAGAGUAUUGCUACUGUACAUACAAUUAAAGGGUGGAGCAGAUUAAGAAAGAAUUGCACGCAAAAUAUUUUUGUUAAUGUUUUUACUCAACGUUUACUUUGGAGAUGUGGUUAUUAUUUUUUUUUAUUAUUUACUCUUCUGAUUGACAUUGUGAUUUCUAUUUAAUGGGUUCAGAUGGAUUGAAGACUAAAUGUAUUGCGUAGUACUGUACUUAAGGUUUUUCUGUUGUACUCUUUUUAUUAUCAUUUCUUUAUUAAAAUAUAUUCUGUUAAAAUGGCAUUUCUCUGCUCAGAUCAAUAUGAUUUGCUGCCUAAUCACCUAAUGAAGGAUUAGCACAGUGCAAACAAAAUCAAAA
This is a messenger RNA of Scatophagus argus, 3661 nucleotides long. It is a transcript of the gene parga, whose product is annotated as poly (ADP-ribose) glycohydrolase a. Gene Ontology annotation, cellular component: cytoplasm; nucleus. Gene Ontology annotation, molecular function: poly(ADP-ribose) glycohydrolase activity. The coding region runs from base 232 to 2535 and encodes 767 amino acids. The record is from RefSeq and is a predicted model, not a curated record. Gene Ontology annotation, biological process: nucleotide-sugar metabolic process; regulation of DNA repair; ATP generation from poly-ADP-D-ribose. Lineage: Eukaryota; Metazoa; Chordata; Actinopteri; Scatophagidae. The transcript has 18 exons.